AUGGGUGUUGAUCCUUUUGAUCUAUCCACGACACUGGAGUCAGAUCGGAAAUACAACUUCUUAAAACAUGCCGAGCCAGGGAAGGAAUUCCAGCCACUAGGUUCCGAGACGAAGUAUUGGCUACCCGAGAAUUUUGAGCAACACUCCACGGGAUCCAAUGAUUUCAAAAUCGAUACAAAAGUAACCGCCAAUUAUGCCGGAUUCUCUGCCGAAGGUGGUGCAGGAUUGUGUGGAAUCUGCAGUCUCGACCAGAAGAUUUCCUCCAUCGGUACGACGUAUGAUUCAGUAGAAGACGGGUUUAUCAGUGCCGCUGCUAAGCUCCCGACUUGGAAGUCGAUAUCCAAGGAUCUCGAGAAUUUCGAUGAAGUCACCGGUAUCUACAGUGCGUUUGCAAAAUUCUAUUCCAGAUACGGAUAUCAUUUGAUACAGGAAGGCUAUAUGGGCACACGAUACCAGCUCAAAGUAGAUCAGAAAGAAGUAAUGCAAGAAAAGGGAGAGGAGUUCUCAACAAACAUCAAAGCCGAGUAUCAAGGCGCAAUUGGAGGAUCCGUCAGUGUUGAUGUCAAGAAAUCGGAGUCGUAUGAGAAAUACACAUCACAACGACAAAGUGAUUGCAAAGUUCUUGGAGGAGAUCCUGGAAAAGCUGGCACACUUUCCCAUCUAUCCCCAGAUGAUGUGAAUGUAUAUAAUGCAGCGUUCAAGGGAUGGCAAGAAAGCCGCAAAGAAGGGUCGACGGAUGCUCUCCUUCAUAUAAGCGUCAUGGAGAUUGGAAGCUUCCUGAAAGGCAGCUAUGUGAAAAGUCAAUUGGCAGCUGCUGAUCGUCUUCCCUCUGCCUGGUCUUAUUUUAAGGAUUUUUAUACCUUCCAGGAACUGAUGACUGCUAUGAGCUUAUCCAAGAACGAUAUCCGUGUUACUGGAACAGACAUUUUAACAGUAACUCAGACGAAAGCAAACAGUGUUGAAGUUACACCCAAUGAGGAUUGUCCUUUGCAGUACCCUAAUGUAACAAUAGUCGCUCCCGAUAGGCCAGUUCAGCUUCUGUUUACCCGAGUUUCUGAAGUUUUUUCCAUGUUUAAGGUUACGCUUGGUUAA
Botrytis fragariae is the source of this 1092-nucleotide messenger RNA. RefSeq lists its product as uncharacterized. The transcript is spliced from 5 exons. The record is from RefSeq and is a predicted model, not a curated record. NCBI's taxonomy places the organism in Eukaryota, Fungi, Ascomycota, Leotiomycetes, Helotiales, Sclerotiniaceae. Bases 1 to 1092 code for a protein of 363 amino acids.